GAAGUGAAGGCGACUCAAUUGGGUAUAAAGCAUCAGCCAACAUCUGCCCCGAGCAGUGCAAAGCUGAUGAAAACAUCAGCUCGGAGCUCGUGCCGGACCUCUCCGAUUUAUUUUAUUUCCCUUGGAUUUAUCAUUUGGCAAUACCGAGUCGGUGCAGCCAGGGAGACGCAUCUCUUUUCUGCACUUAAAGUGAAUGCGACUCAGCAGCCAACAUUAUACUGGAAUUAACUGAUAUCCGCCGGGAUUCUGGCGCACCUGUUACCUCCACGGAGCGCAAGACCAUGAUCCCUCCGGGAGACUGCAUGUAUGCGGGCAGAAAGAGGAGGAAGCCCAUCCAAAAACAGAAGCCGUCUUCUGCCAAUGAGAAAACCAACCCGUCCAAGCGGCACAGAGACAGGCUGAACGCUGAGCUGGACCGGCUGGCCAGCCUGCUGCCGUUCCCCCCGGAUGUCAUCUCCAAGCUGGACAAGCUGUCUGUGCUGCGCCUUGCAGUUUCCUACCUCCGCGUCAAGAGUUUCUUCCAAGCAAACCCAGAUAAGACCUCCAGGAAGCACCUCAACAGCACAGCAUCCUCUAACCCUGAACCCAGGAAAGAGAGCCUUCCACUGGGCACCACUGUCAAUGAAAGCAGCCUCCUCCUGGAAUCUCUGACAGGCUUUGCCUUGGUGGUGAGCAGUGAUGGAAUGGUCUUUUAUGCCUCCUCAACCAUCGUGGACUAUCUGGGAUUUCAUCAGACUGACGUGAUGCACCAGAAUGUGUUCGACUACAUCCACAUAGACGACCGUCAGGAGUUCAGACGCCAGCUCCACUGGGCCAUGUGUCCUCCACAGCACCAGGGGACGUCAGCGCACCAGGACAACCAGCUAGCUGCAGGGACUGGUGAGGACUUCGUAGUGAGCAGCCUGUUCCAUUCUCCCGAGGCUGGGGGAAUUCCUCCUGAGCUCUCCUGCUUUCUCAACAGAUGCUUCAUUGCCCGAGUCCGAUGCCUCUUGGACAGCACCUCUGGAUUCUUGACUAUGCAGUUCCAGGGUCGACUGAAGUUCCUCCAGGGUCAGAAAAAGAAGUCAGCCUCCGGGGCUCUGAUGCCCCCCCAGCUGGCUCUGUUCUGCAUAGGUGUACCCCUCCUGCUGCCCUCCAUCACUGAGAUGAAAAUGAAGAACAUGUUAAUGCGGGGCAAGAACAAGGGAGGAGGAGGAGGGAUUAUCUCUUCACUGGAGCAUGGUAAGCGAGGGGAGCACCUCCGGAGGCACACUUUCAGUGGAGGGAUGGGUGACAUUGCAGACCCUCUCCUCCUCUCCUGUCCCACUCCUGGCGCUACCCAGCGAGGUCACCACACUCCCUGGACCCCGCUCUCCAAAGACAACCUCAAGUACCGCCCUGAUGGCUACUACAACCAGGAGGAACCCCUCAACUACUGCAAGUCCUCCAUGGCUCCCCAUAAAGGUGUCAGCCCAGGCCUGGGCGGCGGCUGGCCUAUUCGGCCAAACUCAGGUCCCCUCAGGGCAGGCCAGGGUGUCGGUUACAUCCCCUCUAACCGCUUGAACAAGGCCGGCCAGUACGGGAAGCCAUACCGCCUUUCCCCCAGCUGCCACAGCGGCCGAGGUGGCGAGGUUUUUGUCUCCAAGCUCUACGGGAACGUCCAGAUUCCCACAGAUCCAGAUGCCUACUGCGUGGACCUGGUGAAGAACGAGAACGGCUACGGAGAAUGCUAUGACGGCCACCUGAUGCCCGAGAUGCCGCCCAUUAAGGUAGAGCACGACUCGGACUCUGAGAACGGCUGCGAUGCAUACGGGCGACCCUGGGCUUGCCGCGACCCAGACGCCAUUGACCGUCGCUAUGGUAAUGGGGUAUACGACCAGGCCUCAAGCCUCCAUCUCAAAUCAGAGGCAGAUUACUACGAUCCGCAGUACUCGCCCUGUCAGCGAGGGAAAGCAGGAAUCAGUCCACCGUACAACAACGGCAACUACCAGAACUAUGCAGUCAACAACAGCGACAACACAACCGGACGUCUGUUAAAAUGUGACAAAGACUUGGGCAAUAACAAUGACAACAGCCAGUUUAGUCCUCAGAGACUCUCCCACUCAGACUCUCUAUGCAGCAACCAAUCUAUCAACCUCAUGGACUCACACGUCUAUCCACAAGACCCUCACAAGGCCUACAUGCACCCAGACUACAACAAGCACGGCACUUACGAGUUCAAAGGUCACGGCCUGAUCCAUUCGAUCAAGCGGGAGCCCAUGGACUCCCCACCGUGGUCCGAGAACGCUCACGACAUAAGCCAGUCCAUGAUGGUUGGUCCCAGGAACGUUAUGCCAUGUGUGAUGAGCACAGGGCACCACAAGUCCAGUCCUUACAUUUAUAUGCCCUAAAGUGAUUGGUGCAAACAUCAGCAUCAGCCCCACCCCAACCCUCACCCCACCGUUCACACACACAAGCAAUCAGUGUGCAUUAGAAGCACAUGCACCAGCAUUACAAAAGGACAGUCUUUGCUUACGAGGAUUCCCAGGAUGUCAACAUUCAAAUCACUUCUUCUGUUUGACCAAGAGGUCACAAACAAGGCUCAGGUUCUAGUGUUAGUGUUGUGACAAUCAAAAAAUAAUACUUUUAAUCCAGUUUGUGGAUAGAUGAUUUAGUUUUUAAAGGAAAACAUUUUAUAGUUGGUUCCAAGCACUUUUGGAUUUAGUGACAAUGAGACAAAUAAUGUCUAGAAACACAAUUUCAUUUUGUUUUAUGUGUUGUGUACACCUGACUUUUGUGGGAGGAACAAAGAUUUUGCUGUAAAAAGAUACUUUUUUUUUCUAACUUUGUACACAGGAGAUGACUUACACCUACUGCUGGGCUUACUGUGUCAAGGGAGAUGGCUGAGUUUGAGAGCACACUUAGGAAUCAAAGAUAGUCUUCAUGGUGGUUUUGCAUGUUUCAAUGCUUUAACUAUAAAUGGCCUACCUUUUUCAUUACUACCUCCAGAGAUGUAGGAAUGGAAACUGCCAGUUUCUAUGCAUUUUAGAAUUGCAUUACAUCAGCCCGCAGAGACUUGAAGCUUCAUCAAUUGCAGGAAAAAAAAAUUUUGGUCAUGGCUACAUAACUGUCGCCAGAUAACACGCUUGCAACCAGGGUCUGCUUUGAAAACACUCAUCACAAACACGUCCAUUCAACGACUCACAACGUCCCAGUUUACUCAAUGGUUGUGUUCUGAAUUUGAUUGCUUUUGUCCGAGCAUCCUUGAACACACGCUUAAGGACGUUUUUUUUUAAACUUCUCAGUAAUGUAAAGCAUAUGCAAUUUGUAGUUAAUGGAUCAAAACAUGUAAAACUAUUGGUGUGGCCAAAUCUUUUAGUAUAAUCACUACAUUUGUUUAUUAAACUAAAAACAGCCUGAUUACACAUAUUCUGUGGGGGCAUUACAUGAGGGGAGCAGUAAGGAGGGAAACAAACCCUUAACCACAAACCUGUGGUUCAGCCAUGUCCUGCUGAAGCAUCCUAGAGUAAGGUACUGAAUCCUUGCAAGUCCUGCAGGCGCCGCUCUGACCCUGCUCCUUGUGGAACUGAUAAAAGGGAAAGUAAAAUUCAGGGUGCACAAUCAAAAGUAGUAGGAUGUUGAUGGCAAAACUGAUUUAAAAACAAGUCACAAUUGGCAUUUACCAGCAUGAAAUUAAUAAGAAAAGUGGCAACAACUCAACUCAGCUCACACUAGAAUUGCCCUCUUAGUUGCAGGCCUAAGACGAAGACAAAAGAAAGAUGACCAGGUAAAUGACGUAUUAAUUAUCAGCUGAAGGCUCGUUUGGACAAGGAAGAAGUGUUAGUUUGAACUGAAGAAAAAGAAGCCUGUCUAUUGUUACAAGGUUCAAUGUUGAUUCUUCUUUCGAUGCGCACAAUAACUUUGUAAUUUUAUGUCAUGAAACUCCUGUUGAGCGUACAAAUAAUAUUAAUUUAUGUCAUUUUAUGUCAAAGCUAAUGUUGUACAGUGUGGAUUAGUGUUUAUGGCAAGAUCAGCAUUUCAACCAGCCUGUCUCACUGCAGAUGCGACACAUUUCCUUUGAAAUGAAUAUACACUUUUCAUGUUGUCUUUUCAGUCCGAAAACAUCAGACAUUGUCUUCACAAUCAGUAUUUUUGCACAAAUGAACUAAAAGCACCAAAUUGAUUCAAUGUCAGAGUCUCAGUUCUGUGAAGCUACUGUCGUAGUUUCUAAAUUGCACUACUGGGAGUAGUUCUGUUGAAGUUCAGCCUAGCCAGACAAGUUUUUGAGUCGACACGCACAACUGUACAUGGUGUCACUGUUUGGAAUUUGUCUUUUUCUCUUUGUGUUUCAAUAAAUGUUUGAUGAUUCGUAUUUAUUGUAAGAAGCAAAAGUGCGUAAUUUAAAAACUACAGUUUUGAAGGCUUUUCUGUUUCACUAAGGUAAAUAAAUGUGGCUUUUUUUUCUUGCUCUCUUUUUGAUAAUUGUUAAAAAAAAAAAAGACUGUCAUGCUUGUCUCAUGGAGGAGGUAGCUGCAAGGUAGCGAACACAGUGUACAUAUGCAGUGUCUUCCAAUGUUUCUACGUGUUUUUGCAAAUGGGACUUAUCUAUUAAAAGACUCUUCUUUAU
Messenger RNA from Chelmon rostratus (copperband butterflyfish), 4585 nucleotides. It is a transcript of the gene ahrra, whose product is annotated as aryl-hydrocarbon receptor repressor a. Gene Ontology annotation, biological process: regulation of transcription by RNA polymerase II. The record is from RefSeq and is a predicted model, not a curated record. Gene Ontology annotation, molecular function: nuclear receptor activity; transcription cis-regulatory region binding; protein dimerization activity. Bases 282 to 2369 code for a protein of 695 amino acids. Lineage: Eukaryota; Metazoa; Chordata; Actinopteri; Chaetodontiformes; Chaetodontidae. Gene Ontology annotation, cellular component: aryl hydrocarbon receptor complex; nucleus. The transcript has 9 exons.